AUGACAGGCGCAACAGCUCUCUCCGCAAGGAGUGCCUACCGGCAACUCCUCCGCGCCACCCGAAUCGCCUUUCACAAUGACUCCCGAGUCCUGCUGGCCGCACGUCAGGAAGCUCGUCAGAAUUUCGAUCAAAAUCGCCGCGUCGGCGUUGAUACUGGCAUGCAAAUAAACCACGCGAUUGAGGUGGCCAACAUCCUGCGCCAUAACCUUGUGCAGGGUGCGAGGGCAGCGGAAGAUGAGUCUGGGAAGUGGGGUAUGUUCUCAACCACUCUCUUAUGUGAAUUAGGGAUUUUUGUGCUAUUCCUGAAUUGGACCGGACUAAUGGACAACUUCAUACUAGAACUUCGGAUUCACGACGAAAUCGAGCGAGGAGACAACGACUCGAUCAAGGUUGAUGGAAAAUCUGUCAAAAUCCACAAGGCCUGUUCGUCAUGA
Messenger RNA from Penicillium riverlandense, 435 nucleotides. RefSeq names its product LYR motif-containing protein. Gene Ontology annotation, biological process: mitochondrial respiratory chain complex III assembly. The transcript is spliced from 2 exons. The record is from RefSeq and is a predicted model, not a curated record. NCBI's taxonomy places the organism in Eukaryota, Fungi, Ascomycota, Eurotiomycetes, Eurotiales, Aspergillaceae. Bases 1 to 435 code for a protein of 144 amino acids.